CAAUCGUAUGCCUACUACAAGACAGGAGACAUCAACUAUUGAUGAAGAAGUUCGUCAAUUGUUUCAAGGGCGGAAUGUGGUCGCUGAUCGUCCCGCUCAAAAUAAUUCCCCUGCAUUCAAUAUGCAAAGGAACUUUAUCAGAGCCGGAGCAGUUCCAGGGAUUUUAAAUAGAAGGGCCAGAUUUGAAAUAAUGGUGACACUCCACAACAAAUUAAUAAAGCCAAGUCUGGAGCGAGACCAAAAGAUGAAUGGACUGUUACUAAAUAAAAUUUUCAAGGACAAAACCGUGUACCUUCGUCCAUCUUUACAACUGCUGGUCGUUCCUGCAAAUGCAAAGAAGGACAGAGGUACUCUGUCAGAUGAUGAUGAUGAUAUUGAAAUAGAUUUGACUGAUUCCAGUCCACCAAUGAACAGCCUGAAUGUAACAGUUCUUCAGGUCAUUGAGGAUACUCCUUCAGAACUCAUAGAUGCUCCGUAUUCGACAGCAGGUUCAGAUGGGCCUCUUAUCAUAACAGAAGAAGGAAAUGCCACAGUUUCCAGGAUUGUCCAAGUGAAUGGCAGUAUGCUAUUUUAUUUGUUGAUGAAGAGCUCAGCAAAAGCUUUGAAGAUCCAAUACCCCUUUCCACUGGUAGUGAAACAUCCCACCAUGAACGAGACAUUGGGGAUAUUCUCUGUGAGCUGGCCUCCCAGAUUGAUACAGAAAAUGUUUCCCUGUUUAAUAUCAGCCGGAAUCACCUAUGGGAAGGAGCGAAACGAGGCUUUAAAAAAAACUCUUACCUUGCAGAAGAGUUUGGGUGAAAUUUAUGGACAAUAUAGGAGGGAGCGAAGGAGCCGUCGACCUCGGAGGGCCAAGGAGAGUUUUUUUAACCAUGCUAAUGGAGUCCUUGCACCAAGGAGGCCUCUUUGUGGGACCAGACCAUGCCAAGUUCCUAGACUACAUUAGUGGAUGUAAUGAAUCCAUGCUUUUUUAAUUCUUUAUCAUUAAGUUUUCAGUCUGUCUAAAUCUAACAUUCUUUAUUUCAGUGAUGGUCUCGGAUGACUAUUUUUAUGCGGGUAUGACUAUUGCAACAUCACUGGUUCAUGGAGGACCUGUCAUCAGUACUUUUGGAGGCGCUUUCAAGUACACCCGAGUCCACAUUUGUGGCAGUGCAAGAUAUCCCUGAUAUGGACAUAAGGAACUAUCUGGAGAAGCUUCUAACUUACCAGGAAGAACAUUCAAACACAGCAAACUUAUUUGAACCAAUCCAAACUCUGAUGCAGCUGGCUGGAACACACAAAGUUAUCCGUAAUGCUGAUGAUUAUCGCAAGAUUGCUGAAGAAACUGCACAUUGGUACAUUUUUGGAAGAAAAUGGGCAGCAUUUGAGAGAUUAAAGGAAAGGCUGAAAACUCUAGGUGUACUGGACGCUAUGACCAAGUAUCCCAAUGCAUUCAAGCAUGUCAUGUGCUUCACAGAAGACACCCUCACAGCCAAGACAUUUGAUAAUAUCUUCCGCCGUGUUCUACACCCAUUGGGCUCCAAUAAAAGGGGAACAGAAAAUCUUCUAUUGUCUCUCUGGAAAGACUUUAUACAAGAACUACAAGACAAGCCAUCAGAUGUCACUGCUAUUCUUUAUUACUGGUUGCAAGACCGUACCACCACUGGGAUUCAGACCAGAACCCACUGUAGAUUUUUUACAUGAUGCUGAGGACAAUGGAGAGAAAUCAAGAUCUCCAAAGGCAAUUACAUGCAACUCUACGCUGUUUUUGCCAACUGUACAUGUAGUUUAUGAAGAAUUCACUGAAGCCAUGAGAUAUGCUGUUCUAAAUGGUCAGGGCUUUGGCUUUGCAUAGUCAACUAUUGAUCUUCUGAUGUGAUCGAUGGUAGGGAUGCUCCAGAUAAAACCAAAGAAAGGAAAAAUCAAAAAAAAGGAAAAAAAUAAAAAUAUACAGUAUUCUUGGGAUUUCUUGUUUUUCCUGGUCCUGGGGAGAUCCGUGUGUUCUGUUUUAAUUGCACCCUUCAUUUAACAAAUACUUUACCUAAUUUGAGCUUUUUCUUUUCUUUGGAGCUCUUAAAGUUAAUUUGAAGUUACAGGUAUAGAAAAGAAUUGUGAAACACUGCUUUAACCAAUUCAUCAGUUUCAAACAACAAACACUAAAUGGGCAAGUGAUUUGAUCACUUAUUAUUUCCAUGGCAAAUGCAAAUUUAUUUGUAUUAAAUGUUAUUUGUAUUAAAUAUAUUUGGCUCAGCACUACUUUUUAUUAUUAGUCAUAACACAAAAUUGAAUUUUUAAUAAUGGUUUUGAAAAAAAAAAACUGACAAGCAAGGGUGUGCUCUAAAUUACUUAAGUGGGCCAAUUAUGUAUUUAUUUAUUUAUUGAUAUUCAUAUAGCGCUUUUAUCACAGUGCUUUAUAAAGUUUAACAGAAGAGAACAGAAGAGAAA
Acipenser ruthenus (sterlet) is the source of this 2421-nucleotide messenger RNA. RefSeq lists its product as uncharacterized. The coding region runs from base 8 to 943 and encodes 311 amino acids. The transcript has 8 exons. NCBI's taxonomy places the organism in Eukaryota, Metazoa, Chordata, Actinopteri, Acipenseriformes, Acipenseridae. The record is from RefSeq and is a predicted model, not a curated record.